Messenger RNA from Loa loa (African eye worm), 536 nucleotides. RefSeq names its product immunoglobulin I-set domain-containing protein. Lineage: Eukaryota; Metazoa; Nematoda; Chromadorea; Rhabditida; Onchocercidae. Gene Ontology annotation, cellular component: plasma membrane. Gene Ontology annotation, molecular function: protein binding. The coding region runs from base 1 to 435 and encodes 144 amino acids. The record is from RefSeq and is a predicted model, not a curated record. Gene Ontology annotation, biological process: axon guidance; cell adhesion. The transcript has 3 exons.
AUGCUUAUAGCGUUCGUCGGAGUACUGGAAGCGCGAGGUGGUCGUCGCGCCGGUAAAAGUAAAGGCAAAAGUAACCUGCAAUUUGCACAAGUUGCCGAAUUCUCGUUGGUGCACACGCAAUUACCUGACAGUAAAAGUGCUCAUAUCGUCACCGGAUCACACUUCAGCCAAACAUUCCGGCUGGGUUAUAAGUUGGUACUAAUUUGUAAAGCUAAAGGUACACCACGUCCGACCAUCAAAUGGUAUAAGGAAGGAGCCGAAAUUCCUCCAAAAAAGAAUACACAUCACUACGAGAAGCUACUCGAUGAAGAUAUGUUGUGGAGCAAGUUAGAGAUCGAUCCAGCAACCAUGGGUGAUCAAGGGAUUUAUGCUUGCGUUGCUAACAAUGAACACGGCGUUAUGGCUAAAAAUUUCAAAGCUGAAUAUACUUAUUGAAUCCUCUGUUUCACUGAUGAGUGAUACUCAUCAUAUCAUUACUUUGAAAUUCAUUAAUUUGAUAUCCGAAGGAAUCACUGAUUUAAUACACUAUGUGUUGC